Messenger RNA from Bufo bufo (common toad), 1778 nucleotides. RefSeq names its product galanin receptor 1 (gene GALR1). Gene Ontology annotation, biological process: positive regulation of cytosolic calcium ion concentration; negative regulation of adenylate cyclase activity; G protein-coupled receptor signaling pathway. Gene Ontology annotation, cellular component: membrane. NCBI's taxonomy places the organism in Eukaryota, Metazoa, Chordata, Amphibia, Anura, Bufonidae. Gene Ontology annotation, molecular function: galanin receptor activity. The transcript is spliced from 3 exons. The coding region runs from base 197 to 1252 and encodes 351 amino acids. The record is from RefSeq and is a predicted model, not a curated record.
CUGCACCCUGCUCGCUGUCCUGCUUGCUAACACUGGCUGAAUUGAUUUCACUUUAUUUCUUUGAUUGUCCUCAGCUGCAGGUCUUCAUCACUUGCUCUCUUAUAUAGUGAGAGUUGUGUGGGGGAAAGUCUUCACACAGAGAGAAGUACCUGAAAGUGCUCCUGAUCAGUGCUUGUCUAUCUCAUUAGCUAAAGACAUGGAUCAGAUUACAGAGCUGGGGAACCAAAGUGAGGGGUUCAUCCUAGAAUCAAACGGAUCUGAUGAGCAGCCAUCUGUAAAGCCACUUCUGGGCAUUGGCAUAGACAAUCUUAUUACUUUGGUGGUGUUUGGCAUUAUAUUUGCACUGGGGGUCUUGGGCAACUCAUUGGUCAUCACAGUGUUGACAAGAAACAAGCCUGGAAAGCCUCGCAGCACCACCAACAUCUUCAUACUGAACUUGAGCAUUGCUGACCUUGCUUACCUCCUGUUCUGCAUCCCUUUCCAGUCCACUGUCUAUGUCCUGCCAACCUGGGUGCUUGGAGCUUUCAUCUGCAAGUUCAUCCAUUACUUCUUCACUGUAUCCAUGCUGGUGAGCAUCUUCACCCUCUCUGCCAUGUCAGUUGAUCGCUAUGUAGCUAUAGUGCACUCCAGGAGGUCUUCUUCCAUUCGUGUUUCAAGGCAUGCCCUGCUUGGAGUCAUCCUCAUCUGGAUUCUGUCCAUUGCCAUGGCUUGUCCUGUUGCCUAUAACCAACGCCUGAUCUACAGGAACAACCAGACCUUCUGUUGGGAGGUCUGGCCAAAUCUGAAGCACAAGAGGAUUUAUGUUGUCUGCACCUUUGUGUUUGGGUACCUGCUCCCUCUGCUCCUCAUUUCUUUCUGCUAUGCCAAGGUUCUUAACCAUUUGCAUAAGAAGUUAAGGAACAUGUCAAAGAAGUCAGAAGCUUCAAAGAAAAAGACUGCGCAAACAGUCCUCGUUGUUGUGGUGGUAUUCGGAAUAUCAUGGCUCCCCCAUCAUGUGAUCCAUCUCUGGGUGGAAUUUGGAAGUUUUCCUCUCACUCAAGCCUCCUUCGUCUUCAGAAUAACUGCUCAUUGCCUUGCAUAUAGUAACUCUUCUGUGAAUCCUAUCAUCUAUGCUUUUCUGUCUGAAAAUUUCCGAAAAGCUUAUAAGCAAGUAUUUAAAUGUCAGAUGGGCUGCAAUUCCAUGCAAAGCGAUGUCAAGGAAAUUAAAAGUAAGAUGGAGACCCCACCCUCCACAAAUUGCACUCAUGUUUGACAGAGAGAAAAAUCAUGUUCCUGCUCAGAUCCAUUCAUGCAAGCUGCGAGAUUUCAAAGCACAAGGAUACUUGGAUAAAAUUGCAACUACAUUGUCUAGUCUUAAUGAAGUUGGCAUCUGUUUCAGUUAGCUUAUGUCUUAUAAGUUAUAUCUGGUAAGCUGCUGCUGCUCAAAUAAGAUCUAGUACCGUUCUGUUCAUCAAAAGAGAAGUGAGAUGGAAAUCUUGAUGCAUUUUAAACUGUAAAUGGUAUUUUUAUUUUUAAAGUAAAAACAUGCAAUGUGCUCUGUGAACCAAUUAUCUUACGCCAAUGUGCUAUAAAAUGACUAUUAUGUUGCCAAUUUGAUGUUAUUAUCGCUAUAAUUUAACUGGCAAAUCUUCAUUUAAGUAAAGCUGAUAUAAAAUUAAUGGUGGAAAAAAAUUAAACAUAUGGACUGCAAAUAGUAGAGCAGUGGGCAUGCAUGACAUAUAGGGAAGCGUGAUAUCACUAGUUUGAUUCUUAAAAUCACUAUUCAGACUAUAAUUCAC